UAUCACGUGAAGAAUCACGUGGCUAUGUUGUACCACAUCGGGCUAGGCCGAGAACUUCCGAUAGUCCGCCCUCCAAGCAUUGAAUCCCAAUUUGCUGCCAUUGACCAUCGUGAGCUUCGCUCGUCACGAAUAUCCUCAAUUGACCACCCCUGUCACCAUGAACACCUUUCGCGUCGCUCGCGCCGCCGGCGCUGCUCUCCGAGCUCGCCCUGCUGCUUUGCGACUCCCUAUCCAGCCUCUGCAGCGAAGGGGUUAUGCUGACGCUGCUCCCGACAAGAUCAAGCUAAGCUUGUCCCUCCCUCACCAGUCCAUCUUCAGUUCGCAGGAUGUUGUCCAGGUUAACAUUCCCGCCGAGUCCGGAGAAAUGGGUGUACUUGCCAACCACGUGCCUUCGAUCGAGCAACUGAAGCCCGGCCUUGUCGAGGUUGUUGAGGAGAAUGGCUCUAGCAAGCAAUUUUUCCUCUCUGGUGGUUUCGCGACGGUUCAGCCCAAUUCCGUACUGAGUAUCAACGCUGUUGAGGGUUACCCCUUGGAAGACUUCAGCGCCGAAGCUGUCCGGUCUCAAAUUGCUGAGGCGCAGAAGGUCGCCAACGGCAGUGGCAGUGAGCAAGAUAUCGCGGAGGCUAAGAUCGAAUUGGAGGUUCUGGAGAGCUUGCAAAAUGUUCUGAAAUAGACUGUAUAAAGCAUAGUUAUCACGCAACAACACUGUACAUCAGCAUAAUUCCCUACAAUUCUCGAGAGCGAAUAAACAAGGUUUUGAGUGUCUGGGUGCUAC
Xylaria bambusicola is the source of this 775-nucleotide messenger RNA. RefSeq names its product ATP synthase delta chain. The transcript has 5 exons. The annotation marks the transcript as partial. Gene Ontology annotation, molecular function: proton-transporting ATP synthase activity, rotational mechanism. Gene Ontology annotation, biological process: proton motive force-driven ATP synthesis. Lineage: Eukaryota; Fungi; Ascomycota; Sordariomycetes; Xylariales; Xylariaceae. The record is from RefSeq and is a predicted model, not a curated record.